Molecule: messenger RNA, 1285 nt
Organism: Theobroma umbraticum
Lineage: Eukaryota; Viridiplantae; Streptophyta; Magnoliopsida; Malvales; Malvaceae
Gene: DPA
Product: Transcription factor DP
Biological process (GO): regulation of transcription by RNA polymerase II; regulation of cell cycle
Cellular component (GO): nucleus; transcription regulator complex
Molecular function (GO): DNA-binding transcription factor activity, RNA polymerase II-specific; RNA polymerase II transcription regulatory region sequence-specific DNA binding
Source: RefSeq, a predicted model, not a curated record
ACACAAUUCGUUUCUGUUUCGUUUAAAAGCUCUAUAUCAUAAGCUAUUCUUUAGGGUUUUUUUCUCUGCUUUUAAUCUUAAUUCACUGACUAAUCCUCAGGAAGUUAGUGACUGAAUAUCAUGGACAACCCAUAUUUAGAAGAUAGUCCUUCUUGUGAGCAAAGUCCGGUUGCAACCCCAUCAAAUGCUUCAACUUCUGGGAGUGCUUGUGGAAUGAAUCAGUCAGCAGUCAAGCAGAAGAAUGCGAGUGCUGAUGUUGUUGAUGGAACAAUGAGGAAAAAGGUAUCAAGAAUGCCUGGUGGGGGGCUGCGCCAGUUCAGUGUUAUGGUGUGUAAGAAGUUGGAGAGUAAGGGGAGCACUACAUAUGCUGAGGUCGCAGAUGAAAUUAUAGAAGAGUUUGCCACUGCUCAGACUAAUACAGCAAGAUCUUUGGAUGAGUUCCAUGAGAAGAAUGUUCGACGGCGGGUUUAUGAUGCAUUAAAUGUCCUUAUGGCAUUGGAUAUCAUUACAAGGGAGAAGAAGGAAAUCAGGUGGAAGGGACUUUCUACUACUACACAAGCAAAGAGUUUGGAAGAACUUAAGGCACUGCAUGUUCAGCUAAUGGCAAGGAUUGCAAAAAAAGCAGCCUAUUUGAAAGAUGUAGAAGAACAAAUUGCAGGUCUCCAGAAUAUAAUUGAACGAAACCAGCAGUUGCUCAAGAAAAGUAGUGCUCCUAAAGAAGGAUUUACAUUGCCAUUUAUACUGGUUCAAACUAGCCCACAUGCUACUGUUGAGAUUGAGAUUUCUGAGGACAUGCAACUGGUACACCUUGACUUCAACAGUACACCGUUCUCCUUGCAUGAUGACGCUUAUGUUCUGAAGUUAAUGCGCUACUACCAACGACCAGAAAGUAGAAAUACUUCACAAAGUUCUUCAAUUCAUUCAUCUUCAAGCUCUUGCAAGGCAACUAGAGUCAGCAAGCCAUUUUACUGGAAUUCUGAAACAGAGACCCCCAGAUGACAGUAUACCCGAAAGAUGAAUAGAAUCACUAUAGCCCCUAACAAACACAUGUAAAACCAAAUCCAUGGUACAUGUACAGUGUUAUUCUAUUAAAAAAUGUAAGUGAUUAUUUUGCAUCUCUUAUGAGAUCUUCUCUCAAUAUGUUUUUCCAAUAUUGGGCUGAGUGGGAGGCUGGGCUACCUGUAUUUGAGAUUUGGGAUUUUUGUGAGGAUCUAGUGGAGGAAAUGCUGAAGACUCAGGAUAAUGGUAGUAAAAUUUUUUUUAAGAUUAUGCAAGUUAUUUUAAC